UAAACCUGGCGCCUGGCUAGAGUCAAGACAAGAUAAGAGCGCCCAAGGCUCCCCUCCUUCUCCAAGGCGAUCCAUUGGAAAUCUCAGACGGACUCACAAGUACUCUUGUAGGUGUCCUUGCAGCAGAGACACAACACUACGGUCGGACUUGUUCCGCGUUCAGCCAAAUUCACCUGCGGGCUAAACCAUGUCCUUGAGCCCAAAGCACUCAACUCCUUUCUCUGUGACAGAUAUUUUAAGCCCGAUCGAGGAGACCUACAGAAAGUUUGGAGGCAUGGACAGUACAGGGAACCUCGCGUCUUCGCUGGGCGCAUACCGACAAACUCAGGUGUCUCAACCGGGCAUCCAGCAGCACGCCAUGUGCCAUAAUACCGGGGUAGGGAGCACCUAUCACAUGCCACACAGCGUCUCCCAAUUUUCCAGUGCCAUAGGAGGCUACUGUAAUGGGAGCAUCGGGAAUAUGGGAGACCUCCCGUCUUACCAAGACACAAUGAGAAACGGCGCAGCAGCAACUGCGUGGUAUAGCGCAAACACCGAACCCCGCUACCCAACAAUUUCUAGAUUCAUGGGGGCUACCACUGGGAUGAACAUGACCGGGAUGGGGACAUUGGCAGGGAUGGAUGCCACCAAAUCCAUGGUCACCUUACACUCUGCGCCCAGGAGAAAACGACGGGUGCUCUUCUCUCAGGCCCAGGUGUACGAGCUGGAGAGGCGCUUUAAGCAGCAGAAAUACCUGUCGGCACCCGAGAGAGAACACCUGGCAAGCAUGAUCCACCUGACACCGACCCAGGUAAAAAUUUGGUUUCAGAACCACAGGUACAAAAUGAAACGCCAGGCAAAGGACAAAGCGAACCAGCAGAUUCAACAGGAGAACGGCAGUGUGUGCCCACAGCAACAGUCACCGAGGCGGGUAGCAGUCCCGGUUCUCGUGAAGGAUGGCAAACCCUGCCAGAACGGGUCAAGCUUAACGACGUCUGGGCAACAGCAGGUGCAGCAGCAGCAGAACGUGUCCGGUGGUGCGAUGACGGCAUCGGGAAGUGUGGUGGUUAAUCACCAUAAUCAGCAGGUGAAUAAUCCGUUAUCAUCCGAAGAAUUGGAGGAAAUGUCCCCCAGUUCCCCUGUCCUACACAGCCAGAUAAACAUGGCUCAGACAGACGCGGCUCUCCUCGAGUACACCAAUAACAUGGUCAGUUCAAACCUGCUUUAUGGCAGAACUUGGUAAAAGGGAUAAACCUGCCAUUUUAUAUUUUCAUUCUGGAGAAUACAUCAAGUGGAUUUUAAGACGAACAAAAACAUCGGGAAGGACAGUGGUCGUUGGUGACAUGGACAACAGAAGCACCAUACUUCCUUGACAUUUGAGAGGUGCAUAGACCACCUAUUUUUAAUUAAGUCGACCGUGCGUGUUUUACUUUUGAAGAGUUUUUGAAAAAAAAUGAGACUCCAAGCACUCGGUGACGGUGUGAAGGGAGUGAAGUUUUAUUGGUUGGAAUUAAAUUCUUUAAGGACACAUUGAGGGUAUCAGGCCAAAGUAUUGUAAUAUUUCGAUGAAUGAACCUGAACUGUAUAUAUAGUUAACACAUUUCAUGUGACAGUGAUUGUUUUUAAACGAAAUAUUUCUUCGUUCAUUUUUU
Molecule: messenger RNA, 1631 nt
Organism: Oncorhynchus keta (chum salmon)
Lineage: Eukaryota; Metazoa; Chordata; Actinopteri; Salmoniformes; Salmonidae
Product: homeobox protein Nkx-2.4-like
Exons: 2
Coding region: 188-1222 (344 amino acids)
Biological process (GO): regulation of transcription by RNA polymerase II; cell differentiation
Cellular component (GO): nucleus
Molecular function (GO): DNA-binding transcription factor activity, RNA polymerase II-specific; RNA polymerase II cis-regulatory region sequence-specific DNA binding
Source: RefSeq, a predicted model, not a curated record